UCUCGCGGUUUCCAGGCGAGUUCUGAAAUUAAUUUUUUCAUUCGUGUCCGAAAACCCCUUCCGACAUCCGGUCAAACGUUCGAUGUGACAUCCAAAAAUUUUCUUUUCCCCGACUAAACACACCCAUACUGUCAAAAGGUAACAGAAGUUGUGGCUGAUCCAUCACUGCUUAGUUGGACUUGAUGAGACUGACCUACCAAACUUUGAACUGUCCUGUCCUCCUGUGCCAUGUGAGGACACAAGGCAAGCAGUUUCUUGCUCCAGAAACUCUGCUCACAUCAUGGCACGAUGCUGAAUAGUAUGCCAAAAACUUCCUUGAUUCCAUGCGGCCUCCAUGGCUGCUGCUGCUCAUUUGUCCCUGUCUCAACACCCCUUCUAUCUAACAAACACUAGUACCAUUUUGUAAAUUAUGUAUGACGCGGUUGACUUUUUAUUAACGUUUGACCAUUUGUUUUAUUUAAAAUUUAUGUGAAAAUAUAAAAAAUUUUAUGUCAUGCUUAAAAAACAUUUGAUGAUGAAUCAAGUCAUAAUAAAAUAAAUAAUAAUUACGUAAUUUUUUUAAAUAAGAUGAAUGGUCAAACGUUAAACGAAAAGUCAAUGGCAUCAUAUAUUAUUAAAAUAUGGAGGUAGUACUUUGUAAGCUUGUAUGCUUCUACUACUAUACUAGUGUAAUGCAUUGCUAUUGCCUUCAAAUGCAUAUAUGGUCCAUCUAUCCAUGGCUUGGUGAUCACUAGAUUGUGCCAUCAUGAUUGCAUGAUUGAUUGCACAUUUGCAUCAUUUCCACUUGACUUGAGCCGUCAUGUCUGCUUCUUCUCCUGUUGCCUACGACGCCAAUGUCCUCCUGGCCGCGGUCACCGCGCUCUCGGCGGCCAUCGCGUUCGUCGCCGCGCUCCACCUCUACGCCCGGUGUCUCCUGCGGCGGCGCGUCGCCGGCGCCGGCGCCGGCGCCGCCGGCAACCCUCACGCGCUGCGCCGCCCGGUGACCCCGGGCGGCAACUACGAGCUCGAGGUGAUCAGCGUCGCGGCGUGCGCGCUGGAGGGCGGCGGCCUGGACGCCAAGCAGCUGGGCGCGCUGCCGGUGUUCACGUGGGGGUCUUCUUCUCCGGCGACGGCGGCGGCGGACGCCGCCGUGCAGUGCGCGGUGUGCCUCGGGGAGAUGGAGGACGGCGAGCUGGGGAGGCUGCUCCCGGCGUGCCGCCACGUGUUCCACGCCGAGUGCAUCGACACGUGGCUCGCCGUGAGCUCGACGUGCCCGGUGUGCAGGGCGGCGGUGGGGGCGGCGGAGGAUGAUGAGCCAGCGGCGGCUCCGGUCGCUGGCGUGUCGCCGGCGAGCUAGGUGUGUUGAGUAUCAGUGUACAUUCGAUCACUUGCUAGAGUUUGUAUCUAUGCACUUGAAAACAAAAUUCGGGUAUUUUUUUUCUUUAGGAAACAAUAAACUUCGUAGGAUUUGUACAUUGCAAAUCAAAUCGACCCUGAAUGAGCACAGAGAAACUUAGAAUUCUCGACAAAUUCCAAUUAAAAACUUUAUAUCCCACUUUCACAUAGCGUAUAAAUCCAGGUGCUCCAUAUUUCAA
Oryza sativa Japonica Group (Japanese rice) is the source of this 1574-nucleotide messenger RNA. Its product is annotated as E3 ubiquitin-protein ligase ATL41. The record is from RefSeq and is a predicted model, not a curated record. Lineage: Eukaryota; Viridiplantae; Streptophyta; Magnoliopsida; Poales; Poaceae.